This is a messenger RNA of Drosophila ficusphila, 15532 nucleotides long. RefSeq names its product baculoviral IAP repeat-containing protein 6 (gene Bruce). The record is from RefSeq and is a predicted model, not a curated record. Bases 223 to 14913 code for a protein of 4896 amino acids. Gene Ontology annotation, molecular function: cysteine-type endopeptidase inhibitor activity; ubiquitin conjugating enzyme activity. Lineage: Eukaryota; Metazoa; Arthropoda; Insecta; Diptera; Drosophilidae. Gene Ontology annotation, cellular component: nucleus. Gene Ontology annotation, biological process: regulation of cytokinesis; apoptotic process; negative regulation of apoptotic process. The transcript is spliced from 31 exons.
GCCACACCACACUCUUUAAUCGAGCGCCUUCACAGGACAAUCGAUUGGUUUGACACUCACACCGCACCGGUGUCAAUCGAAUGGAAAACACAUCUGUCAGAAAGCAGAAGAAGAAGGGGCAAAAAGAAGAAGCAGAGCGCUCUGUUCCACAGCAAAUCAUUUUGUGAAUUGCGAAAAAACCCGAAAAUCCGGAACCAGGACGAAACAAUCGCAGUGGCGUGCAUGCCACCAAUCUCCGGAAUGGCCACGGAGCAACAUCACCAGCAGCGGGUCCUUAAGCAAGAUGGCUACUUGGAUUUGGGCGAUUGCAAUAGCGCUCCAGCUCGACCCUUUGAGAUGCGCAACGUUGUCUAUCAUCCGCAAUUAAAUGUCCUUCUGCUAUUCGACAGCGGGAGCACCGUAAAAGUCCUGGACGCCAAUUCAGGAGUUAUUCUCCAGACCUAUCAACUCAGCUCAAAUGGUGACAGCAUCGUUCAUGGACGUUAUAUGCCACUGCAAGACAAGAUUUUGUUUUGGGAUGGCCAUAAUCUUGGAUUGCGAGGAGAUUACAAUGGAGUCCUGCUCUUGGAUACAAUUCUUCAGGCGCCCAUUGGCCAAAACGACGACUACAUCAAGCUGGAGAUUAUCUUGUCUGAGGCUAUCAUAUUCCAGAACUGCAUCACCGAACUGGAGAGCGAGGGUCUGGAGUGUCCCUGUGACAUUAGCAACGAGCUGACGCAGAAGAUCAACCAGGCGCAGCUGAAUGUCAAGAAAGGCAUCAAGGCCCAAAGGUGGAAUACCAUUUGCCUGGAAGUGCCCUAUUCCAGUCUUAAGCUGGUGUCCAACAAUGUGGUUAUCCUGCUGAAGCGCCUGGAGCGCCACAUUCCCGUUCUGGCCAUUGCCUCCGCCAUCAAUGAACGCCUCACUGACAUGCUGAUGGGCUCCCGGGUGCCUGACUUUGGGUGGAACUUCAGCAACUUCCAGCGUGUACUCAUGCACUCGGAGGCAGUGCGUCGCCAGACGUUUGAGAAGUGGCCUCACAUGGACUAUAAGUGGGCGCUGCCCGAUCAGAUGGCCCAGGCCGGGUUCUACCAUCAGCCAUCAUCCUCCGGCGAAGAUCGUGCCAUGUGCUUCACCUGUAAUGUGUGUCUGGUCUGCUGGGAGAGGACCGACGAGCCGUGGAGCGAGCACGAGAGGCACUCGCCGCUGUGUCCCUUUGUCAAGGGCGAGUACACGCAGAAUGUUCCACUGUCCAUAACCUACGCCACCAAUCCCGCAUUGCAAGCACCCGGACUCGGAUUCGAUAUCAUCUCCAAUAGUGAUUACGCGAAUGUGCUCUGCACCAGUUGCUCGCAAACGGGGGAGCUAAGUGUCUGGAGUAUUGAACGGCAUCUGAAGCUGAUGCACAGCCUCCAUGUGCCUACAUUGCUCAAGGACGCCUUCGAGGAAAGCUUUGAAUGGGCGCGGGUUACUGCCAUAUGUGUUCUUCCGAAUGCAAGAGCCCGUACUAAGGUGAACUACGUAUACUCGGCAGCGAAUUAUGGCGGAGCAGGCGGAAGCAGCGGAGCGGGUUCCCAUUCGGGAUCGAAUGCCGCAUCGAGUGGAAAGUUUGGCAGCGUGAAUGCCCAGCAUAUCACCUCCACAUCAACACUCCGGGCAGGCGUUGUCGGAUCGAAGAUUGUUUUGGGCGUUAGCGUGCGCCAGAGCAGCGGAGAAUUAGCCCUACGCAUGGUAGUUCUCAACAUCGUGGAGGUGGAUAGGAACAGUGAGACCUCAGCGAGCGUCAGCAACGACAGCGGUAGCGUUUCCAGCGUCGGCGGUCAACUGAUGAAGUCCUCGUCCCCAAUGGUUAACGUCUCCGGCGAAACAAGUGCGGCCGUGACCCAAGUGAAUCUCGAGUCAAAAGAUGAUGAUAACAAGGCCAUGACACCAUACGAGAAGUUCGCCGAUGGCUUCGAUAGCAAUGGAUUUGUGUCUGCUCUAAUGACCUACAACAAGAACAAUGGUGUUAGCCAAAAUACUGACGAUGCAUCCGUUUUGUAUGAUUUCGAUUUGUGCACCUUGUCCCAGAUAAUGGAUCACAAUCUGGAGGAACCGCUAAGUCUGAUGGUCGGAUCGAAAACGGUGAAUGUUAGUAAUCUUGGCAUGGGCAACGAGGUUGAUAAGCUAGUUGAAGACAUGGAAAUGACACACCAGAACAACAACAAUAAUAACAACAACAACGAGUCCAAUUCCCUUGGCGGAAAUUCCUCGACUAACAACAAUAACGUCAUGAUCAACGGAAGCACGAACAGCAGCAGCGACAAGAUGACGGCCACCGAGGAGAUCGAUUGCGUGGUGGAGAGCUGGACCAGUGUGAAGCGCAUGAACGCCUUGGAUGGUGCCAGCAGUGGGGCAAAUGGCGUGACCCAUUCGGUUCAAGAGAUCAUUGAAAUUGCCGAGAUCCUGCCCACCACACCCAAGUGCAAUCAGCUGCUGGUCAAGUUGUUGCGUACCAAGGCGCCGGAGGCAGAGGGAAGUAAGAUCAUAAUGGCCACCGUGGCCAAGGAGGAGGAGGAAGAGGACGAGGAGCAGCGGGCCCACGAGGCAAUGGACACAGAUAACAACGCGGAGGGGAAUGUGGCAGCACAGCUCUUGGUGUUCGACUACGAUGACACCCAGAUAUCCAACGAUUACACCCUGGCCAUGACCUUCAGUAGGGCCAAGUGCCCCAAGCAACUGUGCAUCCUGCCGCACUUCAACUCUUCUCCGGAGCACAAGGACGCCGGCUCCAUUUGCGUGGUGUGUGCAGAUGGCAGCGUGGAAAUUUACUCCCUCGCCGAUUUCCAAGGCACCAUGGUGAUCGAGGAGGAGGGCGAGCACUUUGAGUCUGUGGUUUACUGUCGGAAUCUGGACAGGCUGUGCUGUUGCUCACGGCAGGGCGGUCUGCUUUUCUACUCGCUCAGCGAGGGUGAAAACGAUUCCGGGGACGAACUGCUCGAGAUGGAGGACGACUGCAAUACCACGUUAACACAGGCAGUUGAUGUCAGUGUGACGGAUGGCGCGCGCCAAGUGGCUGGGACUGACCUGCUGGGAAAGACCCUGCUUGCUAGCGAUUCCAUCAGUGUAGAUGUUGGCAACGAGACCGCUACACCCUCGAGCUCCUCCACCGUUGGGCAGGGUGCCCACGUCCAAACUUCGCCAUCGGCGGCUUCCACGGCUGCCAUCAAUGCCAACCUGCUUGCCUACAAAACGGCGGACCUGACCCUCGAGGACCUAAAGGUCUUUUACGCACUCACCCAAUUUGACGACAAGCUCACGGUAUAUUCUGCUGAGGUUCCCAGCUGUUGGAAUGAUCUCGGCCAGGUGCAAAAGCAACGUAAGCAGUCGCAAAACAUGCGGCACGGCGGCGACGAAAGGGACUUCACCCGCACUUGGCGACUGCACAACGAUGCAACAACAUGGGACGAACAUAUUAUCGAGCUCAACUUGGCCCAGCCCGUGUCACUGGGGCACAUCGACCUUAAAUUCACGGUCUAUCAGCAGUGCUCAAAUCCCGCAGCAAUACAGGUCACACUACUGAAACAGAACACCAACGGAUUUGGCUACCGAAUGAAGGGACCCCAUUCCAGUUACAAGCCGAAUGUCAUUGACGACAACAUUGAUCUCUCAUAUAUUGCCAAUGAAAAUCCUGUGUUAAGUGAGGAGUACCUACUGGCACACAAUGCGGAGGUUUUGGCCGGUCCCAUCGAACUUUCCUCAUGCAUAGAUCUGUGUGAUCAGGGAGGCACUGCCACGCUCACCUCGCCAAAGCUGUUCAAGACUCGCACUAGAAACUUUCUGCUGCACAUCAAAACAGUGUCGGAUCCCUCGAAAGAAGGCCAGAACAAGACGAGAGGCUGCGACUGGUUGCACGAGAUCUCCAUCAGCGUGCGUGCUGUGAAGUCGCACAGUCGGAUCAGUAAUGGUCGGAUGCAGCGGAUCGCCAUGCUGGAGAGCAACGUGCUGUUGGUGCAGUUGCUGCGGAUCGCCAGUGACUCGACAUCGAGCCCAUUGGCCAAGAACUUAUCGCUCGACGUGCUCAACUGGAUUUGCUUUAUCAGGCUGAACCGCUUUCGGUCGCCAAAAUCUGAACGGCUCAAGGAUCAGAUUAACAAGCAGACAGCGGCAAACAUGCAGGAUUUGCUGGCCCAGCAGUUUGAGUGCAUUUCCCUGGCCGAAAAGAGCAUCGAACAGCUACUGCGCAACUGUGUCAUCUACAGCGAGCGGAGUACGGCCCACAAAUGUGUCAAGCUACUGAUUAUGCUCACUGAGGGUGCCACCAAUUUGCCAGCGGAGGUGCAGGAUCACACAACGCUGGACUAUAGCUUCAAAUCGGCCAUCGCCAACACUUUUCCCGAGCUACCCCGGGCACAAUGUGGUAGCGUUGUACGCUGGUACAUGAUGCUCACCUGUGCCACAUCCACGGCGGAGUCGCACAACAGCAUUUCUGAGCAGGCAAUCAAUUUGCUUAAGGAGAUUGCGGGCGAGAUCGACAAGCGCUGGGAUCCGCACUGUGCUCUGCUAAGCACUCGAUUCGGUCUAUACGGCUAUCCCUUUGAGCCCGAGAUCUUUGAUUUUGACUUUCCCAACGUCAGUCGACAGGGAAACGGCUCGUCGGUGGCCCUUACCAAUGUGAUACGCACCAAUUCCACAAUUCUGCCGGUGACAGGACUGGACAUCAAGCGUUUGAGCUCCAUAGACGGUGUCGACUUCCGAACGUUUCCAUAUCUGAUUCGAGGAAAGAGCAUCAGUAACCAGCUGCGUGGAUUGUUGGAGGUGGUGCAGCUUCACUUUAACUGCGUCCAAACUUCUGAAGCGACUCGUAUCGACAACAUCGACAGUGUUGGAGGAAACUCCGCUGCAAGUGUGGUAAUCGAGGAUGUGAUGAUGAUGCCGAAACUAGUGGUUGCCAAGGAAAAAGGAGAGGAGAUGUUCAACGAUUUGGUCAAUGAUGUGGUGGAGGAAAUGAAGGAGAAACAGGGCAAGGUCGACUACGAUGCCUUUGGCUUGGUCAAUGGCUUCAAGGAUAAAACAUCAGCGUCCUCGCUCUCUGACUCACUGGAACACGCAUUGAAGGAGGAGGUUAAAAUAGAGAAGGCGGCCAUAAUUGAUAAACUAAAAAUGUCCAAGUUUCUGCCGAACCUGUCGCUUUUUGAAAGCUACAUGCAGAAGAAGAUAAACGAGCACAUCUCCUUCGACGAUUUGGGCAAACUGGACAACUUGGACGGUGACACAACGCCUCCCUUUCAUUUGGAUUCAGCGGUCACAAUCGAGGGUCUGGAAAGUACGCCAGACCAGAACCAGUCGCAUCAGGCAGCUGCAUCGAAUGAUAGCGUACUGGACGAUGCCGCGGAGACCGAGAAGAUCAUGGAGAACUUGAACGCCAAUCCCUGCCAGCCGAUUGCGUGGCACAAGUUAAUCACUCCGCCGCCCAAACAGAUGAUCGUUAUCGAUAGGAUGCACUCGGGUGCCAGGCGAUUUGUGGUGCUCGACUUUGGCCAACACAUCCUGCUCACGGAUCUGGUGGUUCCCUCGUGCGAUGAGUUGACUUCCCUGAAUAUCGACAUCUGGUGCUUUGAUGAGGAGACAGAUUGCACUCGUCUGGUCCAGGUGAAUGACAUCCAGACCAAAACGCUUGUGCUGAGCGACAUUCAGCCGGCUCCAAUUUGCCGCUACUUAAAAUUGACCAUCAUUGGACGCAUCGGCAUGUCGACCACCAAGUGCAAAGUGCCCUUGGGUCGGUUCUAUGGCCAUCCCGUAGUGUUGGAGCACGACGGUUAUGGCGAUCAGCUAAUGAGGUUCAUCAAGCAUCCCACACAGAGCCUUCAAUCGCAGUUGAAGUCGCUGAAUGCUCUGUACGAGGAUGUACACUGCCGUUACAGCUUGGCCAGUUGCAAACUGAUGGACCUGCUGGCUCCCAUGCGGAACAGCGAGCUGUCGAAUGUGGCCCAUCUUCAGGCGUUCAUCAACAAGCAGCGAGAUGAGGAGCUGAGCGGCCUGGAUAAUAACAACAAGGUUGUGUCCCUGUACGAUGAGUGCAUGCUUCUGCAAUACCAGAUCAAUGUGAUCCGGAAUGUGGUGCUCCGUCUGGAGCGAGCUCUCUCCCCCAAUGGUCUGGGUACCACCACGCCACAUCCGGGAGAGCCGAUUCCGCUAACGGAGGAAAUCCUUCGAGCGGCUUCGAGGGAUAAGUUGCGGGUACUUAGUCUGAGUUUGGUGGAGGUGCUUCUGCACUUCUCCAUCGAGUAUGGAAUCAAGAACAUUCUGCCAGUGCAUCAGAAAUUUAAUGCGGUCACAGCGAAGGCGCUUUUCAACUCGCUGGUGGUUUACGGCGACGCUCAACUUCAGUUGGCCACCUGUUCGUUGCUGGUGCGAAUGUGCUGCUUCCAGCCGUGGUGGGGAGACUUCCUUGCUGACACCUUUUGCAGCCUCUUUUCAGCGCAGAACUGCAAAGCUUUUCCCCAGGAUCGCAUAUUUUUCCUGCUUACCUACCUGGGACGUCGCAGCAUUGCGAUGGGUGCCUGCCGAUCCAUCGUGAUCGAUGCCGUGCUUAAGACGCUCGUUAAGUUGCUGGCGCCUAUCUCACCGCACUAUAAAUAUCAGUCGGAGCAGCCAAGCACGUCAGCGAAUGCUGCCGAUCGAAAUGCAGCAAUGGGCACCACAUCCGAUCUUCAACUGAUCACCUGGCUACUUCUGUUUCUCUCAGUGUGUCUGGAUGAUAACGAACGCAAGGAUAAGUCAGCUGCUCGCUGGGACUUUAUGAGCUGCGAGAGCGACUUCACCAAGACUAGACCCAGCAACACUCCUAACAGCAAACAACUGCGCUGCUUUAAGAAGCGCAUUAUCCAGCAAAACAAGUACUCGGUGCAGCCUUACACAGAUUGGGGAAAGAAGAUUUACAUGAUCCAGAAUGAGCAUCCUGGUAUAUUUAUGGAGCUGUCCACCAAAUCAAAGGGCAGUGGUCCCACCAAGUCGACCUCCACCGGUGGCAAAAUAAGUAUUGGAUCCUCGGGCCUCUGCGUAACUGGUGGCAGUUCGACUAGCAGUGCAUCUAAGAGUGCAACAGGCUCUACAUCGUCGCCCAAGCAUCAGGAUAUAUCUGGUGGCGAUGGAGAACGCGACAGCAAUUUCGACAAGGGAUUAAAGACGCUGCGAAUGGCCAACAUCAAAGUGGUAAUCCGCGGCCUCUUUGCCCUGUUGUUGGAGAUGGACUUCGAUUGCAAUAUGGAUCAGUUUCUGCUGACAUGCAAGGUAAUUGCGCGCCUUGUGGCCGCGUGCCGACCGUCUGUGCAGCUGUGCAAGAUUGUGACCACCGCACAGCUGGAGCAGCUCGUGCGUCUGUCCGUGUGGAAUGAUCAACAGCAGCCCUGGGCUGUCCACGCCAUUACGUGCUUACUACAGGAUCUCUUGGAUGCGGACAAGCAGUUUAGGGACAGCGAUGUCACACCCACCAAUGAUACACCACGCACCAUGGAAGCCGCAGUGCAGGAGACACGAGAUCUAUUCAGCGACUAUGCUUCAACUGCUUCCUCGUGCACUGAGGCACAAUUUGAGAUGCUGAUGCCGACAGCAAGAGAAUUUUAUCAAGAGGCCGUCAAAUAUAAUUACCUACCAUCACUGAUCGAAUGCGAUGACACGGAAUUUGACGAAAUGCUCAACGAUAUCGACAUGAUCGAGCGUACAAAGCCAGUAACCAAAAAGGAGAGCAACGCCCUCUGCAAGAACACCUUCAAUUUCUUCUGCAAGUCCAUCUCCAUUGCCUUGGAUUCACGACUGGAUGUGGGUUUGGAACUGCAUGUGGAAACGCAGCUGCGAAGACUUACAAAUCGCACAUCUCUGGAUCUCUACUCCUCGUUGCCCCAGGUGCUGACCAAUGAGUUUGUCUCACCGCCACCGGAGGCGGCUCCUUGGCCAGAGUACUUGACCCAACUUUGGUCAGGUACAGAGUACAACGGCCGAAACACCUACGUGAUGUUCAAGAAGGUCUUCGACUCCAUUCUGGCGGACCUACACUAUGAGGACACUUGGGUGCACCUGGAGCAGGUGCUGCAAAUGUGGCUCACUCUAAACUGCGAGCUCGCGGACAAGCCGUACACCAGUGGCAUAACCCACACGGAUGUGCCUAAGAUUCCUUUUGGGGCGAAUGCCGUGCAGGGAUUGCUUCUGGCCUUAGCUUGGCACAAUGACAUCAAAUUGCGCACCUGGUGUCUAGGCUUCCAGUGUUUGUUCCUUGCCUGCAACUCCCUGCCGCUUGGUGAGGAUGCAGACUGUACGCGCAUCAACGAGGUCAUUGUAAACGAUGAGAACUUUGAGAAGAUGCUCUUGCGCUUCUUCUCCGGCUACGGCAUGAGUUCAUCGAUCAUCACCAACCGAUGUGCUGGACCAACCAUUUGCAAACACCUGCAUGAGUUGCUGUUGUGGCUGCACAGCAAAAGUGAGACGAGUGGUAUUCCCUGCAAACGCAGGCUGAAGGACAUUUUGUUGCAUGUUGUCCUACAAUUGGUGCAACCUGGUGGCGCUAUUAGCAACCAGCAGGGGCCCAUCGAUGCUCAGAAUCAAUUGGUUCGUGAUCUGCUAAUGAUGCCCAAUGACAAGGGAGAUCUCAACAUAGCGCUCAAAAUAACCGAAAGUGUUUCUUUCCUGGUUUACAACAACAUUUCCAAUGGCGAGAAACUGCAGUGUCAACGCGGGAAUGAGAACAACACUGCUGGCAAUAACUUUAGCAACCUGUUUGCCAACGUUUUGGGAUCGGAGAACCCCACCAAACAGAAUGCCACAAUCUGUGACAAUUCGCUGAUCAUAAAUCUGCUGAAACUAUCCUCACACAUGGUGCUGACGGAGAUGCCCAGGCAACCAAGUGAGGUUACCAUUCCCGAGGAGGAGGAACUGUCGAAUCAAAGCCAAACGGAUGAGACCAAGGCAGAGCAGUUGAAUACAGAAGGACAUCGCAGCAAAGUACCUUGCAUAGCGGAUUGGGUGCUGCGCCAUUUCCCUACGAUGAAACGACUCUUUGGAACGCUCUCUCAGUGCUCGACAAACACGUUUACUAUGAUGUCCUCUGGCUGCUUUUUCUCACUCAAGUCCAAUAUGGUUUUGGAUGAUCCGCAGACCAUCGCAGAUGCUGUCUUUAGUUUGAUGAUCACCCUCAGCGAUAAGGCCUCCAAUCCACGACUUGUUGUUGCACCAAUUUGCCAAUACCUUGAAGAAACCACUAUUCAAAGAAACGCGACUCUACCGCGGCUCCCGCUCUCGGAGCCCUUCCUUUGGUACAUCUCCAAGGUCCUGGAGGUCACAGCCGCUGUUCAAACGUUCACCCAGCUGGGUGGCAUUCAGAUUAUCUGUCACAACUUGGUGCGACUCAACAAGACGAUUAUCAACAUGCAGCCGGGAUUGAUCUCGUUGAUAAUGCAGCACUUGACGCGCAAUACUCGCUUUAAGCUGAACAGUCAUGUGGCAGCAAACAGUGUUUGCAAAAAGACAACGACUGGAACAGGAACAACAGGCGCCACGUCGUCGCAACCGCCGAGAAGUGGAGCUCAGUACGACGGCUUGAUAAACUUUGCACCCUUCUCGCACAUUGUGUCCGAAAACGAUGCGGCACAAAGUGCAGAGGUGCUCAUCUCAAAUCCCAAUGCUACUCACCGAAGACCACGUUCUCCGGCAUGGAGUUAUAUGUUCUAUCCGAAUGAGACUCACGUGGAUUUGACCAUCACGCUGCCUACAGCGAUUCUGCUGAAGGAGGUGCAGCUAGUGCCGCACACAACGAGUCUAGCCUCCUGCCCCUCAGCGGUUGCGCUGGAGUUGUCGAGAGAUUACGGCCUGGGCUCCAUUCCAGUGGGUGCUCCCAUGGCCACCACUGGGCUGACAUGUAUCAGGCUAAAGCUGGCCAAGGCGGAAGUGGCCACCAGUAUUGUUCUGAGGCUUUACAAACCCAAGGAUUGUGGCAAUGUUGGUCUGGUGCAGAUUGCUGUGCUUGGCCAGACCAUCUUCGGGAAUCGCAUGCAGGGACUGCGCUCGCCGAGUCCGUUCAUCGACUCCCUGGCAUCCUGCUCUUCGCCGCUGCAAACGGCUGCUUUGGCCGCAAUGGAUGCGGAUGCCAUGCUUGAGGACGAUGCUUUUGCCAAGACGAGCAUUGGUUGGGUGCGCAUCCUGUCGCGUUGCUUCCACGUGGCCGCCUUGCAGCCAGACAGCAAGCUAGCGGAUCUCAUCGCCGCCUAUCCAGCAUCUUACCCCGGUUUUUUGGAGGCCUGUUGCUCCCUGCUGAACAUCAUGCCAAUGAUUCCAAGCCUGGCUCAGCAGCACCUAGAGACGAUUCUGCUGAAACUGGGUGCUUACAACCACGAGAUCAGCUUGCAGCUUUUGCGGACACUGCUGUGGCACACGACACCCCAAGUUUUCAAGCUCUCCAGCGAUGCGGUGUGCGAUCUCAUUUACGAAGUAGUAACCAGCUCCACGGAGCACUUGCUGGACAAACUGCGCGUCCUGAUCGAUUGGGUGAUGCAGCUGCACGACAACUACAGCAAGCAGGCCCGUUGCAAUAAUCCGCAGAGCGGAUUUGUUAAGGUAAUCGCCUCGAUUCUCUGGCGCGUCCAGACGCAGCAGCAACUGCCUGAGUUGCCCCUGCUCAUCUCAUCGUCGCUAUUCGAGACCUGUUUCGAGUGGGUGUCGUCGCUGGAACACGAUGAGCCCUUGAAGAGCAGCUUUGAUUCGUUACUCUGCGCUUUGUGCUACAUUAAGCCGGAGCUGUUUAAUCAGCUGUUGGUCAAGUUGGGCGUGAAGCUAGAGCCACCGGCUCGUGGCCAGACGGACGAUAGUAAAGUGCAAAGCGGCAGUGCCUGGUUCCGGCGCGAGGGUAGCGAGAAUCUCACGGUCCUGCUGCAACGUCCAACAUUCUUGAAGACUCUUGCGCUGGCCUGCCAGUCGCCAGCGGCAGUUUACCAGAUGCUGGACUCGGGGCUGCCCAAACUGCUGGCCCAUGCCAUUUACGAGUAUUGCAUGCACCUGCUGCCUGGAUCGGAGCAAGCUGUUUCUUCGGGUCCAGUUGCUGCAGGAGGAGAGGAAACAGCCUCCAACAAUCAGGCUGCAGCUGCUGUUCCAUCGGAUGUUGGGAACUCCCCGCUGACGGACUUUGACAAGGCCGAAGCGAAUGUGGGCAAUAAUACUCCGCUGCUAAGCAGCUCGAAUGUACCGAAGGUAUUGGAAUUCUUUGCCGAGUGCUGUGCCGAAGGUCCCAUGCGGGAUUGGCUAGGCACCAUGCAGGGCUCCGUAUUCUGGAAACCUUUGCUGCAGUUGCUCUGCAACACCCAUGCCGCCCAGUUUAGCAAAACGCUGCCGAUGCAGCAGUCGUUCAUCCGCUUGGAACGAGCCACCAUCAACUUCUUUACGCGAGUGAGCGCCUGCCAUCCGGGCAACCAGGAAGUGCUGACAUCCCUGCUCAUCGGUGCCAUCAUUUGCAAGCCGCUGAGAUCUUCGCACGGAGUUCGACCGACGAUCUCUGGAUUUACCAGACAGUUGGUGCUGCAGCUUCUGCUGGAGAACGAGCACAUCACCGUCUCGGUGAGAAGUCAGCAGCCUUUGCAGCGAAGGGACACCCUGUCCGCAAUUCUGGGCGGGAAUUCGAGUGGCGCCAGCACUAGUUUGCCCGUGGCAGCCGUCAACAAUCAUCCGGCCAAGCGGAGCAGCGCCCAUCACAUGCUCUUCACGGUGACCACCAGCACCACGUGCCACGAGAUUAUGCAGAACUGUGUCAGUGUGUAUAGUAAUCUAGUUUAUCAACAACCAACAGAUCAACGAGCUGGCGAGGCUUCGGCCUCCAGCAGUGGCUUGUCCAGUGCCACGGCCAAGUCAAACGACAGCAAGCUGGAAAAGAGCAGCUUCCUGAACUUCAACAACGUAGAUGCGGGUAGCAUGGAAUUCCUGACCGUUGGUGCCGCUGUGGCAGCCAAGGAUAAGCGCAUUAAGGAUGCUAAGAACCAGGCGGCCAUGAACAAGGAUAAGGAGACUCAGACUAGCAGCAUGAACUUGGCUUCCAAUAUUUUCAACGUUGAGGAGUUCCUGCUGCAAUCGGCGAAUGCAGCCAAUGGAAACCAGUUGGUCAUACCAGAGUAUUCUGAUAUCCUGUUGGCUGGGGAUGCUACCAUCUCACAGGUCUUGGCCUCGCUCCAGGAUGCGGGUCAUUCGCUGUCCACGCCCUGCAUAUCCCUUGAUCUGGUGCCCCAGCAAAGGGGGGAUGAGGCCAGCGAGGCGAAGAAGACGAAGGCUGCCUGCACGGAGCCGCUGCCGUCACCACUGCAGCGAUUUUCCAGCAGCGGCGGUCUAUCUUUACUGGCCCAUUACUUGCCAACCGUCUAUCCGGAGCAUUCUGGUCGAAAGACCACACUGGUUGUGAGCGAAAAGGAGAAGAGUCCACCGCUCUCGGACUGGGUAAAACUGGAGCCGAACGAUGAGAUCUACGAGGACCUGGAGGACACCAUCUGCGAGCCGGCGGCCAAACAGGCUACGGUCAGUUCUGUGCCGCAGCACUCGCUAGCUGCCUUCGGAUUAUUCCUGCGCCUGCCCGCCUACUCCGAUGUCCUGCUGCGGGACAAGAUGCGAGCCCAGUGUUUGCUACGUUUGGUCCUGGGAGUCACAGGGGACGGUGAAGGGAAUGACAUAUACAGUCUUUCGCUAGCGCCGUCGCUGCCCACUCUGCCCUUCGAGGUCUUCCGUCAGCUUCUGGACAGUGUGCCAUUGUCCACCGAUGAUGGCGUGCUGCUUCGCCGCGUUGUCAUCGAAGUGGGGGCCAUGCACCUGGUGCUUAACUGCUUGGGAAUUUUCUCCCAUCAGUCGCACAACAGCAGGAUUGGAGCGCCUAUCAGCGAACCCUCGCCAAGUGGAACAAGCAGUGGCAGUGGUAGUGGCACCAUCGGCAAUGGAAGUGGAAACGGAAGUGCCAGCGGUGGCAAAACAAAUGCUCCCGAGGAGGCAACGCCCAGUGCAACGUCGGACGACAAGAGCCAUAUGUACUGGGCCAAAGGAACGGGAUUCGGCACCGGAUCCACCACCCAGUCGUGGAACGUGGAGCAGGCUCUGCUGCGACAGAAGAGCGAGGAGGAGCACGUCACCGUGUUGUUGCUUGUCCUGGCCAGUUACAUAAAUCCGGGUGACUGCAUACCGAGUGACAUGUGCGGAGAGGACAUCCUGGCCUAUCAUGACGUUCGAGAUGUUACCGGCGAGUUGCCGCCCAUCUUCCAAACGCUCCUGCAGCAGUCUUGCCUGAUUCCCGCCUUAAGCUCCUAUUUGCGCAACGAUUCCGUGCUCGACAUCACGCGACACAUUCCGCUAUACCGUGCCAUACUUAAGCUUCUGCGCGCCUUAUCUCUGUCCAAGAUGCUCGUCUCGCUGCUCCAACCAGCGGCUAAUGGCGGUGGAGAGAGCACGCCACCCAUCGUGGAGCUGCUCACGAACAUGAAGACCUGCGUGGACACCUACGCCAAGCGGUUAAAAGUGAACAAGAAGUCGAACAUCAAGGGCCAGACACACCAGUUGACCUUCAACAUUGACGAUGGCGACGAUGAGGGAUUAGCACUGCUCAUUCCGGACAUUCAUGAAACAAGUGUCCUGGUGCAGAAGACCACGGAUGCGGAUGCCCUGAUCAACAUGCUGAAUCCCAACGACGAUGGCAGUGGGCAGCUGGAGCCGCUCAGCAAGUCCAUUGAGGAGCGUUACCUGGAGCUGAUGAAGAAGCGCCAGUUCGACACCUUCGACAUGAUAGUUGAGUCGGACAACAAUAGCUUCCGGUUUGUGGUCUCGCACCACUUUGAGAAGAUGGUGCGACUCGCCGGCGAUCGCUACCAUCCGUCGCGGGUGAAGCGGCUCGCCCAGGAGGCGGUGACACUCUCCACCAGCCUUCCGCUCAGCUUUAGUAGCUCUGUAUUUGUGCGCUGUGAUACGGAUAGAUUGGAUAUCAUGAAGGUACUCAUCACUGGUCCGGCGGACACGCCAUAUGCCAAUGGGUGCUUUGAGUUCGAUGUCUUCUUUCCGCCGGACUACCCCAAUCAGCCCAUGCUUAUCAACCUGGAGACAACGGGCCGUCAUUCGGUGCGCUUCAAUCCCAACCUCUAUAAUGACGGCAAGGUUUGCCUGUCGGUUCUGAAUACCUGGCACGGUCGACCCGAGGAGAAGUGGAAUGCGCAGACCUCUAGUUUCCUGCAGGUGCUCGUCUCCAUCCAGUCUUUGAUCCUCGUACCCGAGCCCUACUUCAAUGAGCCGGGCUUCGAAAGGAGUCGAGGCACUCCCAGUGGCACCAAUUCGUCGCGGGAGUACAACAGCAAUAUCUAUCAGGCCUGCGUGCGUUGGGCGAUGCUGGAGCAGAUUCGGAAUCCAAGUCAUUGCUUCAAGGAUGUCAUUCACAAGCACUUUUGGCUGAAGCGCGAGGAGAUCUGUACCCAAAUCGAGGGUUGGAUCGAGGAGCUGAGCAAGCCCCAAUACAGCGAACGGACCAGUCGGACUAUUUCCUUCAACUCGAUGGUUCUGCGCCGACACUACCGCCACCUGCGCGAGGAGUUGUCCAAGCUGAAGCCACCGCGUGGACUCGAAGACUUGGAUGCACCCUUCAACCCGGAGGCCACGCUGCCGCCGAUGGAUGUGUCCGCGGCACCAGCUGUUGCAGCCACCACCAACGCCCAGGUGGGAACGGAUGAUACGAUAGUGCCGGACAUGAAUCUUCUCGGCGAGACUGCGGAUGAUUGCGAGGCUGAUGGCGAGGCCAAAGGCGAUGGCGAUGGCGACGGCGAUGUGGGCUACAGUAUUACGAAUUUCCUGCAGGAGGAUGGUCUUUUGACUGGCGAGGAUGAGGUCGUGGAAAUUCUGAGUGAUACAGAGAACGAGAGCAGUGUGUGGCAAGUCAAAGAGGAGGAGGAGGACACCCCGUGAAUCGCCAGCUGACCACAGAAGUUGGAGAUGAAUUUGAUGUGAUGAUGCCCUGCAGCCUUCUGCCCCAGCCUCCCGCAUCUUCGCUGCCCUAGACAUUUUUAUUUAUAUGCUAUGAGUUUUGUUUUACGCCUUUACUUGUUUAAUUUUUGUAAGAGAGAGACUGCAACAGAACUUGGUGUGCUUUACUUAAUGGAACCGUAAUGAUUAAUGUUAAACAAAUUACGCUAAUGAACUUUGCGCAGAAGCAUACACUCCCAAAAAAGCAUUGUCAGAAACUUUCCAUUCAAAAAAAAAAAAAAAACAGAAAAAAAGAAAUGAAUAUCCCACUUCAUACAAGUAUGUAUGAUUAUUGUAUCGAACUUUUUAUAAAUGCUUAUAUAAACGGAUCUAUCGAUUUCUACAAGAAUAACCCGUGUGUGUAUAGAAUAGAGCGGACAUGCAAGUCAUUGAAAAUAUCACCACUAUAAAACAGUAACAACAACAAAAACCACCAAAACUAAAUUAAUGUGUAUUAAACUAUGUAUGUACGUAGCGAUUUAGUUAAAUAUUUACAGCAAAAUGUGAACAGUUACUUUUCCAAUUGAAAUAAAACGCGAGAUACAUUUUGUUUCCCCCAAAA